ACUAGGAAGACUUCACGCCAAACUACCCGGAUGAGUGAAGGCUGAAGGCCUUACCAAUCGCGCUGCUCCUGUGCUAAUGUGGCUAGCGUCAGCUGGUUGAGCUAACGGUGGACCGCUUCUUCUCUUAAGUCAUCAGAACAACAGACUAAAAUGUUUGGUUCAUCGAGAUCCGGAGGGGUUAGAGGAGGCCAGGACCAGUUCAACUGGGAUGACGUGAAAGUCGAUAAACACAGAGAAAAUUAUCUCGGGAACUCGUUAAUGGCACCAGUAGGACGGUGGCAAAAAGGCAAAGAUCUGUCAUGGUAUUCAAGAGACAAAAAGGAUGGCACACCUUUGUCCAAAGAGGAUGAACUUGCUGCUGUUAAGGCUGCAGAGCACGAGGCGCUGAUGGCGGCCCUAGGACACAAGAAUAUGAAGAGGCAACCGACUGGCCUGACCAAAGAGGACCUUGCAGAUGUUUGCAGGAGGGAAGAUGAUGGCGAAGAGAGAAAUGUGGACCGUGUUUCAGGCUUGGGAAGCUCCAGUGCAGGGUCAAGAAAAAUGGUGUUAUCCCAAAAAGAGAAGGAGGCAGCUAAAAUAGGCUUGCCUGUUUUUACACACCAAAGAACAGAAGGUUGUCCAGAAACCUCAAAAACAAAGACAUCUCAGAGUGUAGAAAAAGGGGACAUGGAACAACGGCACGAGAGCAAAAAGAAAAAGAAAGGGAAAAAGAGCAAAAAGAAGAAGGAAAAAAAGAAGAAAAGGGAAAGAAGAGAUUCGUCCUCCUCGGAGUCAGGUGACAACAGAAAGAGGCAGAGAAAGGACCACCAUCAUCAUAAUCCAUCAUACUAUAGUCAGAGCGGAGCCAGACCCCAUGACAGCCAUUCAAGGGGGGGAGCAAAGGCCGAGCAACGGCCCCCCUACCCCCCUCCUCGUCAGCAGCGGCAUGACACAGACUCCUCUGAUGGGGGGUCUCCUGUUGCCCGUAACCCUGUCAGCCACAAGACGGCCCCUGCUGGUGCCACACAAAGCCACAGGCGGCGCCACGACACAGACUCGGACAACUAAUGUCCUCCCCACCCCCCCCCAAUUGAAAGACGCAUUACGCGGACAGAAUGCUCUACAGCAGCUUGGCUGGCCCUGAAGACCUCAUUUCCCCCGAACAGCCAAACGGACUGUGGAUGUAGACAUGUCCAUGUGUCUGACUCACUGACUUUGGCCACGUGUUUUAACUUCUUCACCCAAUAAGUUAGUCAGUUAAUCAUGGGACAGAUUUUCGGUUGUGUUUGAGAAGUUUUUUUUUUAACACAAUUUUAUGUGAUUAAACCAAAUAUCUACAUUUCUCUACUGCUAAAAGUUGUGGAUUUGUAUCUUAGUGUAGAAUACAAUGCAAGAUAAACUAUUUUGCAAAGCAAACACAAUGAUCUUUUAUUCCUAUGUCUGGCCCUGGUAGCUGUUACUGUUUGGGCAAUCUCAGAGAAUGAAUUCACAACAAACAGAACAAAUAUGCAUCCCGUGUUUUCUAAUGUGCCGUGAGAUUUGCCCUGCAAAUGUCUUUCAUGACACUGUUAACAGCUUAAGUAAAAGAACAUUAAGGAUACAGAUUGAGUUAUUAUUUUAUACAAACAUUUCUAUGUUAAGGUAUCAUACAUCUGCCAGCUUUUCUGCAACGUUGACAUUUUUAAAGGUUGUGUCAUCAGCACAGUAAUGUGUGUAUCAUUAACAUCAUCAUUACAGAGAGAGGAUAUUUUAAUAUAAGACAUGGAGCUGUCUGUCGCUAAGCCUACGUCGGAAAAGAGUCAAGCAUGUGUUCUCGAAAUAUUUCCAAGAUGCUCCUUGACGCCUUUUUCCGUCCUUGCACAUGUCCUCCAUCCCACUGUGCCUCUUGCACUAGUCAGCAGCUUCAGUCCUUUUCUUUUCUCGAUCACGGCAGCGCUCCUUAAUCCCUCACCACAUAGGUUCAGCUCCCUGACUAGUACGAUACCAUUGGAAUGCUCUCCACUGGUAAUAAUAGAGUGUAGCGUUUGCAUUUGCCUUGAAUUGGUCUGAAAGAGGGUAUUCUGCUGGCUGGCACCUGGGGGGUGCACUAAAAAAGAGCAAGGCAUUCAUAAAGAAGAGUCCAAAAAACGGCUGGUCCUUUUUAUAUGGCCGAGUACCGUUAGACUGCCACACACAACCCAAGCUGACGGAGCAGCAGGAGAGGAGGCCACACAAAGCAGCCCUAUGAGGGACCCAGGACUCCAACUCCCACCCUUUCCACCACCACCGUACUUUCCUUCCAUGUUUUAUAGGCCUGGCUGCAUUAACCAUAGCAGCCUAAUCAACCUGCAAGAAUGCUCUCCUAGAUUGCCACCCUACACAGUGUGAAACAGGGUGCGCUCUCCACAUUACUGCUUUAACCUGACAUUGGGUGGUUUACCCUUCGGGUAUCUUAGUUCUCCCUGGGUCAAAGGGUGACAGACCCAACUGGUUGCUAAGACACCAAGUUCUUGGGGUUGUUGUUAAAUUUUAGUACUGUUUUAAG
Messenger RNA from Etheostoma cragini (Arkansas darter), 2503 nucleotides. RefSeq names its product chromosome 12 C1orf35 homolog (gene c12h1orf35). The transcript is spliced from 8 exons. Bases 151 to 1047 code for a protein of 298 amino acids. The record is from RefSeq and is a predicted model, not a curated record. NCBI's taxonomy places the organism in Eukaryota, Metazoa, Chordata, Actinopteri, Perciformes, Percidae.